AUGGCACCAAAAGGAAAAGGAGGUUGGCAAGCAUUGGAGUCCAAUCCUGAGACGAUCAACCCGUUCCUGAAAAAAAUCGGAGUCAGUGGGUUGGAAUGUGUCGAUGUCUACUCAUUCGACGAGGAGAUGCUCCAAUUCAUUCCCACACCACAGCUCGCUAUGAUUCUUUGCUUCCCAAGUUCCGAAGCUCGUGAAUUUCUCUCCAAGCAAUACGAAGAGGUUGAAAAGAAUGGAAAGAAGCCGGAAGGUGUAUUCUUCAUGAACCAAAGCGAAGACAUCGGAAAUGCAUGUGGCACAUUUGCUCUAUUUCAUUCGCUGGGAAAUCUUGAAAAUCGGGUGAACCUUGGAAAAGGAAAAUUUGCGAAAUGGUUUGCAAAGGCUAAGCUGGUUAAAGAAGACGAACGCUCCGAUCUGUUGUCUGAAGACACUGAUCUAGCUGAAGCUCAUGAUGAGACAGCAGGAGAAGGAGACACUGAACAAACCGACAAUGUGGACUACCAUUUCAUUACAUACGUCAACAAAGAUGGUCAGCUUUAUGAAAUUGGUAAGUAUACAUUUGGAGUGUUAAUAAAAUAUGGAAAUUUUUCAGACUCUUGUGCUCCAUUCCCACGUCCGCUUGGAUCUACAUCCGAUGCGUCAAUGAUCAAGGAUGCUUCCGUUGCUAUCAAAGAGCUCAUGAAUAAUGUCGCCAAUCUCAAUUUUUCUGCCAUGGCCCUCAUUGGGAAGUAA
Molecule: messenger RNA, 729 nt
Organism: Caenorhabditis briggsae
Lineage: Eukaryota; Metazoa; Nematoda; Chromadorea; Rhabditida; Rhabditidae
Gene: Cbr-ubh-3
Product: Protein CBR-UBH-3
Exons: 3
Coding region: 1-729 (242 amino acids)
Biological process (GO): ubiquitin-dependent protein catabolic process; protein deubiquitination
Cellular component (GO): cytoplasm
Molecular function (GO): cysteine-type deubiquitinase activity
Source: RefSeq, a predicted model, not a curated record